Messenger RNA from Ceratotherium simum simum (southern white rhinoceros), 738 nucleotides. It is a transcript of the gene CCDC188, whose product is annotated as coiled-coil domain containing 188. The record is from RefSeq and is a predicted model, not a curated record. NCBI's taxonomy places the organism in Eukaryota, Metazoa, Chordata, Mammalia, Perissodactyla, Rhinocerotidae.
CUGCUGCGGCAGGAGCUGUGCCGGGGUGAGGAGUCCUUCGUGCAGCAGUCCCAGAACGAGCUGCAGCAGAUCCGACUGUCCUUUGAGAGAAAGAAGAUGGCCAUCACCGAGGUGUGGGACGGUGUGGCCGAGGUACACAUGGCCCUGAAUAAUCAGGCCACCGGGCUCCUGAACCUCAAGAAGGACAUCCGGGGUGUGCUAGACCAGAUGGAGGACAUUCAGCUGGAGAUUCUGGGGGAGCGUGCCCAGUGCCGCAGCCAGACCAGGAAGGAGCAGCAGAUGGCAUGCAUAGCGAAGGCGCGGCCUCCGCUGGGAUGCUCCGAGGGCUUCAGAGGCCAGCUCUGGCUGCUGCUCCUGAGGCUGCUGCUGGGCGCCCUGCUGGCCUGCACGGCCGCCUACGUGUACGUGGUGGACCCCGCGCCCUUCGAGGGGCUGGUGCCGCCCCUGCUGAGCCAUGCAGCCGUCUGGAAGCUCCGGGCCCUCCUGGGCCCGUUCCUGCGCCUCGAGGUGGACGACUUCCUGCCCUUCUAGGCCAGAGGCCCAGUGACCCCAGGGAGGAAGAGGCCAGGCAGCCGGCUGCCCCUGGUGCCCAGUGGCAGCACCAGCCCCUGCCCCGGCACUGCCUGGCACGUCCUCGCCAGGAGCUCCGGAGAAGGGUGGAGGCGGGGUCUGUCCUGAGGGCUGGGCCUGUGGCUGGACAUAUAGUGGUGACACACAUGGCGUGUGAGCUUGUUUCCA